This is a messenger RNA of Botrytis fragariae, 2046 nucleotides long. RefSeq lists its product as uncharacterized. NCBI's taxonomy places the organism in Eukaryota, Fungi, Ascomycota, Leotiomycetes, Helotiales, Sclerotiniaceae. The record is from RefSeq and is a predicted model, not a curated record. The transcript is spliced from 5 exons. The coding region runs from base 1 to 2046 and encodes 681 amino acids.
AUGGGCAAACGAAACAACAAGAAUGGCAGUCAGAAAAUGGCUGGCAAUGCUACCAAUAACGACACCGAAUUAGCUUGCACCCAGAAGACACCUGUCAAGGAGACAACUUCAGGGAGCACAACUGCUAAUGAGACACCUGUCAUGGAUAAUCCAAUGGAAUUGAUCCAGAAACUACAAACUUGUUUCCAGAGUCAAGAAACGGAUUCGAAUGCAUUGCGAAGUAAAAUACAACGUCUAGAGGACAACCUCAAGGAUACACAGGGUACACUCAUAAAUACACGUGAACAAUCACAAGCCGACGUUUCUGGAUUAAACCUUAUCAUCAAAAAUCUCGAGUCAACUUCAGAGAGCCUACGAGAAGAAUUACAGAACAAAACUCAAGCUUAUGCAGAGCUUGAGGAAGAAUAUGGAGAUGACGUCUUGAAUUAUGAGGGUGGGAUCAAGGCAUCGAAGAUAGAGAAGGAGAAGCUACAAGCAACAGUGAAGGAGCUCAAGUCUGUCAUACAAGCUGGAUGUAUCACCACAGAAGUAUUGAAACGAGAUUUUGACAAGGAACGAUUGACCCAUCGAAGCGAGGUGGAUAGCCUAAAAGCAACGAUACUCGAACUGCAGCAAAACAACAUGUCUAAAGAUAUUGAAGCAAAACCGGAGCCUUCAAACGUCGACAAAUGUAUUUCAAGUGCUCCUACAGACAAAGUGGAUACCGAUUGUGAGAACUGUGUAUUACAAUCAGCUCAAAUAAAAGAUAUGAACGUAGAUCUAGCCGUUCAAUCUCGGUCACCGACUCGAAGCGAUAUUGGCAUUUUACAGGGACUUCGCGUGAACAAAGUUAGCGACAUAAGGGUAUUCGUGACGGUUUUAACUCCAAUGCAGCUUAAAAGGAAACAAGAUUGGGAAAAUUCUCUGCUCGAGAUGGCGGAAGGCAGGUUAUCAUGUCAAAACAACGGUCUAUUGGACUACGGAGCUCUUGUCAAAAAGUGGCAGGCUUCAUAUUCAUACCUGGAAAACCUUGAAAUCUCGCAAGUUCUUUACUGCGAGUCUCAGUUUCGAAUUGAAUUUAUUCGGGAGAAGGACGAAGAUAUCAUAAGUCUCAGAAAUCAGUUAUCAAUGCAGAGAAUAGAAACGAUGAAUUGCCAGGAAAAGUUAAUAGCAUCUCAUGGCAAGGUAAUAAAUGGUAUGAAAGAAGCAGCGAAUAUCAAGGGCACAGAAGAAAACAUUAAGCAAAACAAGCUUAAAGAAGCCCACCAGAAAGCUAUUGACUCCCUUAAUGUGAGUCACAAAGCUCAAAUCACGAAACUCGAGGCCGAUCUCCAAGCUCUGAAUACAAGUUGCGAAACUCGAAUCAUGGAACUCGAGAAGGAACAUCUUCCGUAUCGUGAUCUUGCUGAACGUAUUCUGGCUCGCGAGUUUGAAUGGUGCAAACAUCCUAGAGCACGUAACGAGGAGAUUAUAGAUCAGGGAAAUCUUGCUGCACAUGGGGGAAACUGUCGUGCUGUAUUGAGAAGGACAGAACUAAAUCCAAACGAUGGAGACAACGAAUGGUUUAGGCUCUGGUACGGUAUUAGCAUUGAAGCCUUCGCCGAGAACAAGGACUCCCCAAGAAUAAAAAAGCUUCUUGACAUGCGAUAUGAAAUGAAGAAGUUCAAGGCUGUUCAGCUUUCCGAUACAGCUUUUGAGCGGAAUUUUCAAGAAAUCAUGAGGGCGGUCGAAGGAAUGGAAGAGUGCCAACUGCCUACGUCCUCUAAAAGUCAUGGUGAUGGAGAUGAGAAUGUAGAUUCUACCUCGGAUCCUAUCUUCUUGUCAAUGUGUUCUGAAUACGAUGAAGCUGCAGAAUACGAGAAGAGGCGCCGAAAAUCGGAUUGGAAACUCGGACAUAACGGUCAGGUCGUGGGGCAUUCGAUUGUUGACCGAACAAAAAAAGUUUUGGGCACUCCCAAGCCCCCGGCCAUUCAAUAUGACAGAUUGAGACGUCAUCUUCCCUGGUUUAUAAGUAUAAAUUCCGUAGGAUUCGCGAAGCAAUGCGGAAAUAUCAGAAGAGAGGCGUAG